AUGCCCAGUGAAAUUGCAAUGUACUUCAAGACCGAACCUAUUACGGGCUCUUUAAUUACGGAUAAAGCGAAUGUUGCCAUCGCUUAUCGUCGUUCGAUGACCCGGCGCGUCAUUCUCACUCUGUUGGCGCUUCCGGUCGAAAUUCUAGCAAUAAUACUGGACGAAUAUCAUCUUAUGGAUCUCCCUUUGACGCUACUCAUGACCGUAUGCCGCACCAUGAACGAGGUUAUCAAAACGACGCCCCGACUUUGGCGCCGUAUCUUGAUUUCCUUGGAUUCGAUGCCUCCGAGUCUCAAAGCGGGUAGUACCAUGGCCUGUGCGACAGAAAAGUUCCUGCAGACGUGCAUCCAGCGCGCUCGCAAUUCGCCGCUCGAAGCCACCUUUGUCGUGGGGCGCAUUGACGAGUCUUCCCCAACGCCCGAGUUUAGGAGGGAGAGAUUCCGCAUGCUCAUGUCACGCUCGAGCCAGAUCUCGUUCCUUUGCCUCAUCAUAAACCCUGACACUCCCCUCCAGGUCAUUAAAGAAUCAUUCCACGGCCUUUUCGAUGAUCCCACGGCGUUCCCAGCUUUGGAGUCUUUGAUGAUUGCCUCUGCUUUUCCCGUUCCUGGCCUCCUCGAAGUCUUCCAUCCUCUCCUCGACCAGCUCGAGCGGACUACGGUCAAGCUCCGAUCCGUCUACUUCGAGAAUGUGACCCGCGAAUUCAUCCUAGCUGCCAGAGAGUACAGGUUUUGGCGCAAAUUGCGCAGAGUUACGAUCAAGGGCGAGUAUUCGCCUAUUCAUAUUACGACAUUCGAGGGAUGCGACGAUCUGGAGUUCUUAUCUAUAUCAAGCGAGCUUCUUGUGCACCCCUCGUGUGCCUUGAACCCGCCUCUUCGUGGGGGGCCACUGGGGAUCUCCGACUCCAAUGAAAUGGAAGUUGAGGCGGCAUCGGGAUGCGAAAGUCAAUACCUGCCUGUACAUCCUGAGCGCAAGGUUCCCUUGACAAAGGUCCAGUGGCUUCGCGUUGGGGCUAUCGCAAUGUCUGGCCUCCAGGAACUACAAAUUCCCAACGUCAAGUUCCUCGUGAUUCAGUCGGCACUUCCGGACAGCGCACGUCAGACACCGGUUCCAGCACAUUCCAUUCGCCUCCCAAACCUCCAGGUAUUCCACGUCGCAGCCUCUCAUUCCGAGAUCAUCGCCAUUUCCGCACCCGAACUCCAUACGCUAUGUCUCCAGGUCUCUGUGCUCAAGCGUGCUGACGCCGACCGGGUUGUGUCGAGCAUCUUCCACGGCGACGAGGGAAUGUGGACACCCAAGACUCUCAGCAUCAACGCACCUAUUCACGACAAGCAUUACGAGACGCUUUAUCGGCGCCUUCCCGAUCUAGAGACCUUGACGGUUACACUCGGCGAUAAACCAAGCGAGACGUUUUACAAGACACUCAAGAAGCGCGGUAUACUGCCUCAUCUCCUUCGCUUGACGCUCGAUUUCUACGCUCUUCCGACACCGACGCCAGCAAACGGAGCGUCGACCUCGACUCCUCAGAUGCGUACCGUGAGGUAUGGUCCCCUUACUGAAGGCGAGCUCGCGUUAUCUGGAUCAUACAAAUUUUGGCGAGGCGGGGGAGGUACGGUGUCAACCUUGUUGGGUAGCAAGCCGACUCCGCCUCUUUUGUCUGAACAAGUUCGUCCGGCGAUGCGCGACGUCGCUCGCGUGAGAGCGAAUCAACAUCUCGAAUUCGCGCUCCUUGCCUGCAAGUAUGGCGCUGAACAGUUGGAGGAGAUCUACGCCGAGAAUAAUAUCUGCAAUGCAUGUCGUAAAAGCGCAUACUUGAACGGCAGAGUCGAGCCCGCGGGCACGCAUUUGAACGAAGCCCAUCCGAGCGUCAAGACGAACGUUGGAGAAGAACCGCAAUCUGUUGAAAGCAACCAUCUGAAAGCGGCGGAAUAA
Molecule: messenger RNA, 1929 nt
Organism: Serendipita indica DSM 11827
Lineage: Eukaryota; Fungi; Basidiomycota; Agaricomycetes; Sebacinales; Serendipitaceae
Source: the annotation of a GenBank genome assembly